AUGUUAGUUCGUCUAUGUUUUUUUAUUUCUUUGGCUUUGGUUGCCAUUAAUGGUCGUAUGCUUAAAUCACAUCGACCAUUACUUUCAUUAAAUCUUGUAAAUGAAAUUAAUUCAGCACAAACAACAUGGAAAGCAUCAGCAUCAUCAAAAUUUAUGUCAUGGUCAAAAGAAUCAAUCGAACGUUUAAUGGGUGUUCAUCCAGAUUAUUAUAAUCAACAUAAACAACUUGAAGUACUUGAACAUGAUGUACCAAAUGAUUUACCAGAAACUUUUGAUGCACGUGAACAAUGGCCUAAUUGUCCAACACUCAAAGAAGUUCGCGAUCAAGGAAGUUGUGGUAGUUGUUGGGCUUUUGGUGCUGUUGAAGCGAUGUCGGAUCGUAUUUGUAUUGCUUCAAACGGUGCUGUAAAUGCUCAUAUCUCAGCUGAAGAUCUUGUUUCAUGCUGUAAAUUAUGUGGUUUUGGCUGUAAUGGUGGUUUUCCACAAGCUGCUUGGUCAUAUUUUAAAAAAACAGGUUUAGUUACUGGUGGUAAUUUCGAAACAAGUGAAGGUUGUCGACCAUAUACUAUUGCAUCAUGUGAUCAUCAUGUUAAUAAAACUUUACCACCUUGUCAAGGUGAAGGUAAAACACCAAGUUGUACAAAAGAUUGUAUUACUGGUUAUACAAUUGCAUAUCCAGAAGAUAAACAUUUUGGUGAUAGUGUUUAUUCAAUUAAAUCAAAUGAACAACAAAUUCAAACAGAAAUCUUUAAAAAUGGACCAGUUGAAGGCGCUUUUACUGUAUAUGCUGAUUUUCCUUUAUACAGUUCAGGUGUUUAUAAACAUACAUCAGGAUCCAGUCUUGGUGGUCAUGCUAUUAAAAUUCUUGGUUGGGGUGUCGAAAAUUCAACACCAUAUUGGCUUGUUGCUAAUUCAUGGAAUCAAGAUUGGGGUGAUAAUGGUUUCUUUAAAAUUCUUCGUGGUAAAAAUGAAUGUGGUAUUGAAAGUGGUAUUGUUGCUGGUGCACCAAAGCUCAAUUAA
Adineta steineri is the source of this 1020-nucleotide messenger RNA. NCBI's taxonomy places the organism in Eukaryota, Metazoa, Rotifera, Eurotatoria, Adinetida, Adinetidae. The record is from the annotation of a GenBank genome assembly.